Piliocolobus tephrosceles (Ugandan red Colobus) is the source of this 10398-nucleotide messenger RNA. RefSeq names its product zinc finger protein 106. Bases 211 to 5931 code for a protein of 1906 amino acids. Lineage: Eukaryota; Metazoa; Chordata; Mammalia; Primates; Cercopithecidae. The transcript is spliced from 22 exons. Gene Ontology annotation, molecular function: RNA binding; SH3 domain binding. Gene Ontology annotation, biological process: insulin receptor signaling pathway. Gene Ontology annotation, cellular component: cytosol; membrane. The record is from RefSeq and is a predicted model, not a curated record.
AGAGCGUGAAGGCCUCGGUGUGCGCCUGCGCGCUGGCGGCGGCUGUGGCGGGGCCCGGCGGGGAGCGGGUCCGGAGCAGGCUCCCGGACCCAAAACUGAAGGGGGUGUCUGGGGCGUCAGGGAGCUCCCUCGCCUGGCCCACGACGGCCUGAUGGAGUAAGAGGGGUUGGCUGUGAAUGUGUGACGUUGAGUGCUUCAGAUCUGAUCACUAUGGUACGAGAACAAAAAUGCAUAUUGUGCCACAUUGUCUACAGCUCAAAAAAGGAGAUGGACGAACACAUGCGGAGCAUGUUGCAUCACAGGGAACUUGAGAACCUGAAGGGCAGGGACAUUAGUCAUGAGUGCCGAGUGUGCGGGGUCACAGAAGUGGGUCUUUCUGCAUAUGCAAAGCACAUUUCUGGCCAGUUGCACAAAGAUAACGUUGAUGCCCAGGAAAGAGAAGAUGAUGGAAAAGGAGAGGAAGAGGAAGAAGAUUAUUUUGACAAGGAACUCGUUCAGUUAAUAAAACAAAGGAAAGAACAAAGUCGACAAGAUGAACCUUCCAAUAGCAACCAAGAAAUAAACUCUGAUGACAGACGACCCCAAUGGAGACGAGAAGACCGAAUUCCUUACCAAGACAGAGAGAGUUACAGUCAGCCUGCAUGGCAUCAUCGUGGACCUCCACAGCGGGAUUGGAAAUGGGAAAAAGAUGGCUUUAAUAAUACUAGGAAAAACAGCUUUCCACAUUCUUUGAGGAAUGGUGGCGGGCCAAGAGGACGUUCCGGGUGGCAUAAAGGUGUUGCAGGAGGCUCCUCGACUUGGUUUCACAACCAUAGUAAUUCUGGAGGUGGUUGGCUUUCAAAUAGCGGAACAGUAGAUUGGAAUCAUAAUGGUACAGGAAGGAAUUCCAGUUGGCUUUCUGAAGGAACAGGUGGCUUUUCCAGUUGGCAUAUGAACAACAGUAACGGAAACUGGAAAUCCAGUGUACGUAGUACAAAUAAUUGGAAUUACAGUGGCCCUGGAGACAAAUUUCAACCAGGCAGAAACAGAAAUUCUAACUGUCCAAUGGAAGACAUGACUGUGCUAUGGAACAAGAAAUCUAGUAAGUCAAACAAAUACAGUCAGGACAGAUAUAAUUGGCAGCGGCAAGAAAAUGACAAACUUGGUACAGUUGCCACAUAUAGAGGUCCUUCUGAAGGAUUUGCAAGUGAUACAUUUCCUUCAGAAGGCUUACUCGACUUCAAUUUUGAGCAGCCAGAAAGCCAAACCACUAAACAAACAGACACUGCUACUUCCAAAGUUAGUGGAAAGAAUGGCAGUGCGGCAAGGGAAAAGCCUCGUCGCUGGACGCCUUACCCUUCCCAGAAGACUCUGGAUUUACAGUCGGGAUUGAAAGACGUCACUGGUAACAAGUCAGAAAUGAUAGAGAAACCUCUCUUUGAUUUCAGCUUGAUAACUACAGGAAUACAGGAGCCCCAAACUGAUGAAACACAUAAUUCCCCAACACAGAAAACACAAAAAGAAAUGCAUACUGGAUCUCUUAAUCACAAGGCCUCUUCUGAUUCUGCUGCUUCCUUUGAGGUGGUGAGACAGUGCUCUGUUACAGAAAAACCUGAACAAGAGCAUGCCCCAAAUAAAAUGCCGUCAUUGAAAUCCCCACUCCUUCCAUGUCCAGCCACUAAACCAUUUCCUCAAAAGCAAGAUCCAAAGAAUACCUCAAAAAACACCAAAACAAAUUUUUUUUCCCCUGGAGAACACUCAGAUCCCUCGAGCAAGCCCUCUGCGGAAGAUAACCAUGGUCCUUACAUAUCCAAACUGCGUAGUUCAUGUCCUCAUGUUUUAAAAGGGAGUAAAAGUCCAUUUGGCUCUCAAAAGCAAUCUGGUGACAAUUUAAAUGAUACAUUACGAAAGGCCAAAGAGGUGCUACAGUGUCAUGAGUCAUUGCAAAAUCCACUUCUUAACACUUCUAAAAGGACCAGGAACUAUGCAAAAGCAAGUAGAAAUGUAGAAGAAUCUGAAAAAGGGUCUUUGAAAAUUGAGUUUCAAGUGCACGCACUAGAAGAUGAAAGUGAUGGAGAGACAUCUGACACGGAAAAGCAGGGAACAAAAAUUGGAACCCUAGGUUCUGCAACUACAGAAUUGUUAUCCGGCAGCACUCGUACUGCUGAUGAGAAAGAGGACGAUGACCGAAUCCUGAAGACUUCUAGAGAACUAUCCACUUCCCCAUGUAAUCCCACAGUUCACCAGAAAGAAUCUGAAUUACAAAUGACAUCUGCAGCCAGUCCACACCCUGGCUUAUUGCUAGACUUGAAAACCUCUCUAGAAGAUGCACAGGUUGAUGACUCUAUUAAAUCUCAUGUAUCUUAUGAAACAGAAGGCUUUGAGAGUACUAGCUUGGAUGCAGAGCUUCAAAAAAGUGACAUCAGUCAGCCCUCGGGCCCUCUCCUGCCUGAACUAAGUAAGCUUGGCUUUCCUGCCUCACUUCAGAGGGAUCUAACCCGGCACAUUAGUUUGAAGAGCAAAACUGGAGUGCACCUUCCUGAGCCAAACCUCAAUAGUGCCCGCCGCAUUCGCAAUAUUAGCGGUCACCGAAAGAGUGAGACAGAGAAGGAGUCUGGGCUCAAGCCAACCCUACGGCAGAUUCUAAAUGCAUCUCGGAGAAAUGUCAACUGGGAACAGGUCAUUCAGCAAGUAACCAAGAAAAAGCAAGAGCUGGGCAAAGGCUUACCCAGGUUUGGCAUAGAAAUGGUACCCCUUGUUCAAAAUGAACAAGAAGCCUUAGAUUUGGAUGGGGAACCUGAUCUGUCCAGUCUAGAAGGAUUCCAGUGGGAAGGCGUUUCCAUUUCCUCAUCCCCUGGCUUGGCAAGAAAGCGAAGCCUUUCUGAGAGCAGCGUGAUCAUGGACAGAGCUCCUUCUGUGUAUAGCUUCUUCAGUGAGGAAGGUACAGGCAAAGAAAAUGAGCCCCAGCAGAUGGUUUCACCUAGUAACUCAUUGAGGGCUGGACAGAGUCAGAACGCAACCAUGCACCUCAAACAAGAAGUGACACCUCUGGCUGCCUCCCUCCGAACAGGUGAAAGGGCUGAAAAUGUUGCUACCCGAAGGCGACAUAGUGCACAAUUACCUUCUGAUGAUAUAAUACCUUUGAUGCAUUCAGCAAAAGACUUGAACAGCCAGGAGAGGUCUAUGCCACCUUCAGAGAGUCAGAAUUCCCAAGAGAGUAAUGGAGAAGGAAACUCUCUGUCAUCAAAUGCAUCCUCAGCCCUUGUGAUCUCCAGUUUAGUGGAUGCAGCCACAGAUAGUAGCUGUACCUCUGGUGCUGAACAAAAUGAUGGCCAAAGUAUUAGAAAGAAACGAAGAGCCACUGGAGAUGGAUCUUCUCCUGAACUCCCAAGUCUUGAGAGAAAAAAUAAAAGAAGGAAAAUUAAAGGAAAAAAAGAACGUUCUCAGGUUGACCAGCUGCUGAAUAUUUCUUUAAGGGAGGAAGAACUUAGUAAGUCAUUGCAGUGCAUGGAUAACAAUCUUCUGCAAGCCCGUGCAGCCCUUCAGACAGCUUAUGUGGAAGUUCAGAGGCUACUUAUGCUCAAGCAGCAGAUAACUAUGGAGAUGAGUGCACUGAGGACCCAUAGAAUACAGAUUCUACAGGGAUUACAAGAAACAUAUGAACCUUCUGAGCACCCAGACCAGGUUCCCUGUAGCCUCACACGAGAACGAAGGAACAGUAGAUCUCAAACAUCCGUUGAUGCCGCACUGCUGCCUACUCCCUUUUUCCCACUUUUUCUGGAGCCUCCAUCUUCCCAUGUGUCUCCAUCACCCACCGGAGCCUCUCUUCAGAUAACCACAUCUCCUACUUUCCAAACCCAUGGCAGUGUCCCUGCUCCAGACUCAUCAGUUCAGAUUAAACAAGAGCCCAUGUCUCCUGAACAAGAUGAGAAUGUGAAUGCUGUGCCACCAAGCUCUGCCUGCAAUGUGUCCAACGAACUACUGGAAGCUAAUAGAGAGAUCAGUGACAGUUGUCCAGUUUAUCCAGUCAUCACUGCUAGAUUGUCCUUAUCAGAGUCAACAGAAAGUUUCCAUGAGCCUAGCCAAGAACUGAAGUUUUCUGUGGAGCAAAGAAAUACCAGAAACAGAGAGAACUCUCCCUCUUCCCAAUCAGCUGGUCUUUCUAGCAUAAAUAAAGAAGGGGAAGAGCCAACCAGAGGCAAUAGUGGGUCUGAAGCCUGUACCAGUUCUUUUCUAAGAUUGUCUUUUGCUUCAGAAACCCCUUUGGAAAAGGAACCCCACUCUCCAGCUGACCAGCCUGAACAACAGGCAGAAUCCACUUUGACAUCCGCUGAGACUAGGGGAAGCAAGAAAAAGAAGAAACUUCGGAAGAAGAAAAGUCUACGGGCUGCCCAUGUUCCUGAGAAUAGUGACACUGAACAGGAUGUUUUGACUGUUAAACCCGUAAGGAAAGUAAAAGCUGGAAAGUUAAUUAAAGGGGGGAAAGUAACAACCUCCACUUGGGAAGACAGCAGGACUGGUCGGGAGCAGGGGAGUGUCAGAGAUGAGCCAGAUAGUGACUCGUCUCUGGAAGUCCUAGAAAUUCCUAAUCCUCAGUUAGAAGUAGUAGCCAUUGAUUCUUCAGAAUCAGGAGAAGAGAAACCAGACAGCCCAUCUAAAAAGGAUAUUUGGAACUCUACAGAGCAAAACCUGCUAGAAACUUCUCGUUCUGGGUGUGAUGAAGUUAGCUCGACCAGUGAAAUUGGCACUCGCUAUAAAGACGGCAUCCCUGUAAGUGUGGCAGAAACUCAGACUGUGAUCUCUUCCAUAAAAGGAUCAAAGAAUUCUUCAGAAAUAUCUUCAGAGCCAGGAGAUGAUGAUGAGCCCACAGAAGGAACCUUUGAGGGGCACCAAGCUGCUGUCAAUGCAAUUCAGAUAUUUGGGAACUUACUAUAUACCUGUUCAGCAGAUAAAACUGUCCGGGUUUAUAAUCUGGUGAGUCGGAAAUGUGUUGGUGUCUUUGAGGGCCAUACCUCGAAAGUAAACUGCCUCCUGGUUACCCAGACAUCUGGGAAGAACGCUGCCCUUUACACUGGCUCCAGUGACCAUACCGUCCGUUGCUAUGAUGUUAAGAGCCGAGAGUGUGUGGAGCAGUUACAGCUGGAAGACCGGGUCCUCUGCUUGCACAGCAGGUGGCGAAUCCUCUAUGCGGGACUGGCAAAUGGCACUGUGGUCACCUUCAACAUAAAGAACAACAAGCGACUUGAGAUCUUUGAAUGCCAUGGCCCCCGGGCAGUCAGCUGUCUUGCCACAGCUCAGGAAGGUGCCCGAAAACUGCUGGUCGUGGGCUCUUAUGACUGCACCAUUAGUGUACGCGACGCCCGGAAUGGACUGCUCCUCAGAACUCUGGAGGGCCAUAGCAAAACCAUUCUUUGCAUGAAGGUGGUGAAUGAUCUCGUGUUCAGUGGCUCCAGUGAUCAGUCAGUCCAUGCCCACAACAUUCAUACUGGUGAGCUCGUGCGGAUCUAUAAAGGUCACAAUCACGCAGUGACUGUGGUGAAUAUCCUAGGAAAGGUGAUGGUGACUGCUUGCCUGGAUAAAUUUGUUCGUGUCUAUGAAUUACAGUCUCAUGAUCGAUUACAAGUUUAUGGAGGACACAAAGACAUGAUUAUGUGUAUGACCAUCCAUAAAAGCAUGAUUUACACUGGCUGUUACGAUGGCAGUAUUCAGGCCGUGAGGCUUAAUCUGAUGCAGAAUUACCGCUGUUGGUGGCAUGGCUGCUCUCUGAUAUUCGGCGUUGUAGAUCAUUUAAAACAACACUUGCUGACUGACCACACUAAUCCCAACUUCCAGACUCUGAAAUGUCGCUGGAAGAACUGCGAUGCUUUCUUCACUGCUAGGAAAGGAUCCAAACAGGAUGCUGCAGGACAUAUUGAACGACACGCUGAAGAUGACAGCAAAAUUGAUUCAUGAAGUUGUUUGCCUCCCACGUUGGGAAGUCAUUGGUUGAACUAUUUUCACGUCAGCCCCCCACACAGGCCACUCUCUUCCCUUCCUUGGUGAAGCAAGGAAGCAGAAAGUGGUUACUAGCCAGGCCCCUAGCAUGAGUCUGGGCAGCUCUAUGGGAUGAUAGAUUACUCUUUAAGUUCUUGCUGGAGGUUUUAAAUAGAUGUAGACAGAUGUUAGGGAACCACACUCCUCUGGGACAGCAUGGCAUACAGUGAUUUAUGCUACUUGCGCUCUCCAGAUGUUUACUAAAGAUACAGAUCCUAAUUGGUGACCCAGUUUGACCCUAAUCAUAUGUAUAUUUUAUUGAGUUCAGUUUGCAAUGUUUAGUUUAUGUUCUUAUGGUGGUUGAAACCUAUAGUCAGGCUUUUAAGUACAAAUUUGUUUAAGUGCUAGACUUUCGGGAUCAGUUUUAAUUUCUCCAUUUGUAAUAGCUGGGUAUUUAAAUUGGAAGCAAAUAGUUUUCUUUCUUAACAAUUAUGUGCAGUGUGUGUCCCUGUUUUCUUGCUUCAUAGAUGGACAGAGCUGGCUUUAAGUGCUAAAGGACACAGAUUUUUGACAAAUAGCGGCUGCUCUGCUGACUAUAUUUUAGGAAUUCAGAAAGCAAAUCACAUAGUGACAAGUCCUUACAACACCACUUCCUAGUAAACCUCUGUAAAUGUGGACAGAAAGCUCAGUGUGAGGCAGUGCGUAGACCUAAUGUCUACCUUUACGUUUGCUGUUGAACUGGGCAUUACCUGCCACAGAUCCUGUCAGGCUGUUGCAGCUGGAGGUGUACCUUUAUCUUCCUUUCUAGCGUCUGACCCUGCAAGCCUAAUGUCGGUUUGAACCCUUUUGGUUUGUUCAGUUGCCAGCCUCCAUCUCUCCCAGUGUACGGCUGUGCCUAGACUGAUGGCAGCCAUCCAGUAUUCCCCCGGGCUCAUGGUGUUUUCCACCCCUCUGCAGCACCCAAGAUGGUGGGGGAGAAGGGGUUAGAAUAAAGCAUCUGAAUACGGUUUUUAGGACCUCAAGCAGACUUCCUAGAGACUUGUUUCUGAGACAGUUCUUUGCCUUCACAUCCCUGCUAGGUGGGAAAGAAGAGUGGAGCAGAGAUUCUGCCUGGCCACUGAGAACAGCCAAAUUCACAAACCCUGAGUGGGGCUUUGUUUUUGGAUUUUCUCCAGACUCAUCAGUAAACCUGUAGAAGUGUUGCUUUCCAGCCUUUUGUUUCUGGAUCCUCAAAACUCAGAAAGUGGCCAGGCGUGGUGGCUCAUGCCUGUAAUCCCAGCACUUUGGGAGGCCCAGGCAAGCAGAUCACCUGAGGUUAGGAGUUGGAGACCAGCCUGGCCAACAUGGCAAAACCCCAUCUCUACUGAAAAUACAAAAAUUAGCUGGGCAUGGUGGUGUGCACUUGUAAUCCCAGCUGCUCAGGAGGCUGAGGCAGGAGAAUCGCUUGAACCCGGGAGGCGGAGAUUGUAGUGAGCCGAGAUUGCGCCACUGCACUCCAGCCUGGGUGACAGAGUGAGACUCCGUCUCAAAAAAAAAAAAAAAACCUCAGAAAGCUUCUUCAGAGAGAGAAAAUAAGGGGGAGGAGCCCAGGGCCACAUACCAAGCUUUGGGACAUGCUCUCUGGGAUUGCAGAACAUCCAUGUCUGUCUUCGCCCCUAUUAGUGCACACACAUCUACUCACACGUCUUCCCUCAGGCUAUCGGGCAGGGGUCUUCACCAGGGGGUUCAUGGGUAGGCUUCAAGAGGGUCUGUGAACCCCCAGAAAUUGUGUGUGAGACUGAGUAUGUGUUCUUUUUUCCAGGAAAGGCUCCAGUGGUUCUUAGUGGAUCCAAAAAAUGUUAAGAAUUAAUCUAGAAGGCUGGGCUUGGUGGUUCACGCCUGUAAUCCCAGCACUUUGGGAGGCCGAGGUGGGCGGAUCACUCAAGGUCAGGCGUUUGAGACCAGCCUGGCCAACAUGGUGAAACCCCGUCUCCACUAAAAAUACAAAAAUUAGCUGGGUGUGGUGGCGUGUGCCUGUAGUCUCAGCUACUUGGGAGGCUGAGACAGGAGAAUCACUUGAACCUGGGAGGUAGAAGUUGCAGUGAGCCAAGAUCCUACCACCGCACUCCAGCCUAGGCAACAGAGUGAAACUCCACUUCAAAAAAAAAAAAAAGGUUAAUCUAGGAGAUAAUGAAUGGCCUAGAACUAGAUAAUAAAUGCCCCCACAAGCUCUUGAUUUCUGUCCUUAGGGAAAGCCAUUUUGUUAACCACACUAGUGAGAUUUAUGUGAUGCUUAAUGGAGAACAGAGAAGAUCUUGUUGCAAAAAAUGUGUUAAAUAUUCGUGCUGUUUCUGUAUGAGAUUAAGAAGCUUUUCCUACCUCUUACCCCUGUUUCCUAUAAGGAUAUCCAGAGAAGCCAAGCUGUUCUGUGUGUUUGGGAAUGGUCGUUUCCCGGGAAGAUGCAUUUGGAUCGAUGACUAAACCUGGCCCUUUUCCCUGGGCUGUAGUGAAGCCACAUUUUCACGCUGGCUGUGUGCUGAGAGAGCCUCGAAUGCUCUGCGGCAUAGUGCCCUUCUGCCCUGCCUGAGGAUGUGUCGAAAAGAUGACAGUGGAGGAGCCUUUGUGCAGCAGGAAGAGGCUAGGUGAGGUGUUGGGCAGUUGUGGGGAACUUCUGAGAGUAUUACAGACAGGUAGAAUCAGUAAGAACUCCGAUUUGGACUUCGCGUUGGUGGAACUGUGUGCCUGUAUCUGCCUGUGUGUGUGCAAGUGCGCAGGUUCCUUUGUGUGCAUGUGUACGUGUGGGAACCUGUACUUGUCAUAGUUUUCUUCAUUUCACGAAGGCUUUUUUUGAAGCAGUGGCAGUAAUAAUGCCUUUGUUUCAAGAACACGUGAAAUUCUUUUAACACCAGAUUAGCGUAUUACCCAAAAUGAACCGUUCUAGCCCUCCGUUAAGAAAUAAAGGGACCAUAAGCAUUUUGGCUGCUUAUGGUUGUGUGUUACUACUUACAAGUGUCUUGAAAAUUAUGCAGAACUUUGCCUUCUUUUUUUAAUGUCUUCCACAAUGUCGUGACUGAUGAUAACCCUGUUUCCCCUCAGAGAAGAGCUGUGGCUCAGGGAUCUUUGUUAACUCUGGCAUUUAGUAGCUUUGUGAAGGAAGGAAACCAUUAAGUGACCUGACAAAAACUGACUCAUGUCUUUAAAGUAGUUGGAGCCACUUUUAGAAUGUUAUUCUUGGUUGGUUUUGCCUACUUCUAAUGGCUUAAAGCCAAGAAAACCAUAGUAUAAAUCCUUUUGUGUACCUAUGCUAGUGUUAAAAUGGCAGUUUGUUCUGAUGAAGUAUCAGUCACUUCAAGUUUUAUGUGAAAGUUUUUAAUUAGGUUAAAAAUAAUUUUGGCAUACCUCUCUACUCAGUUUAUAAAGCAAUUCCACACAAUGCAAACAAAACUCUAAGAGCAAAGGUUAUCUUGACCUGAUGUUACUUGAAUUUGAGAGAAAGUCAUUACUUACUACUACACUCCUGCUUUUGUGGGAAAAAUUUUGUUCUUCCCCAGAAGAAUUAACAGUUGAGUGUUCAGCUCCUGACUUACCUUUAAUUUAGAGGCAAUAUUAUUACUGUUUAAGUGAUUAUUUGCUUGCCGCAGGUUUUAUUUUGUCUUUUUUCUGGUAGAGUAUACAAUGGACAACUUUAGUGAUGAGGCAUGUGGAUGACUUGGUGGGAGUAGGUAUAUACUUAGUGGAAUGGUGUAUUUUAUGGAAGAGAAUUCACUGGAGGUGAGAUUGAAGUAUAUUGUAAAGCGGGAUUUGAACAGCACAUAUGCUCUGGUUUGCUCAAAUAACUGCAGUUUAUGCUUACUUCUCAAUUUUGUUUCUGUUACCUAAACGGGAGCUUCUAGAAUUAUGAAGGCCAUAUCUGCCACAUUUAUAAAAUAAUGGUUUUAUGCCUGCCCUCAAAUCAUCAGGUUCCUCGGGUUUAAGAGAAGCGGUCUCACAGACGGGAACAGAAGUUGUGGUGGAGGUGAUUUGGGAUAGACUGAGUUCCCUAUGCAAGUGGAUGUGAGCUCCUCAUAGAAACCAGACCUACUGUGUUAGACAGGAACCUCUAACCUCACCUCCAAGCCCAAGUGUACAGCCCUGCGGGGUUACCUGGUGACUGAAUUUCCCAGAUUCACUCUAAACUCAAGGUAGUGACCCAAAUAAACCGGGAGGGGAGCGUGUCAAGGAGGAAAAGCUGUUGAAAAUCUUUCUCCUAUUUAAGAGAAAUAUAUGCCCUAGAGCUGCUCCAGCACCCUUGGUUUCUGACUUUUUUAGUAUUGAAUAUGGAUUACAAGAAUGAAAUCAGAUGACUGCAAAAAUGUUUAUAAGCAAAUAGCCUUCUUACAUUUUGGUAUAAAGCUGUGAACUUCGUAACUUUGUAAAGCAAGAUAUAAAGCAAAUACAAGAGGAAAAUAAAGUACUUUUACUAACUGA